This is a messenger RNA of Funneliformis caledonium, 2154 nucleotides long. NCBI's taxonomy places the organism in Eukaryota, Fungi, Glomeromycota, Glomeromycetes, Glomerales, Glomeraceae. The record is from the annotation of a GenBank genome assembly.
AUGGAGAAAUCAAAUUUACAAAAUAAUAUUCCACAAAAUCCUUUUUAUAAAUUUUCAUUAAAACAGAGGAAGGAAUCUGAAGAAUUUGGUAGGCUUACAAUCGAGUAUAUCAAACGACAAAAUGAAAAUCUUCAACAAUUAUAUUCUGAAAGUGAAAUCGUUGAAUCGAGAAUUAAGGAUUAUUGCAGGUGCAAAGAAACAAUUAGAGAACAAGAACAUUUAAUCGGCACAUUAAAAUAUCGCAUUGAACAAUUAGAAGCUUCCAUUGUGAUUAAAAAUCAAGAUAUUAAUAAUUGUCUUAAUAUUAUAAGAAAAUCCAAGGAAGAAAUGAAGUUGAAAGAAAAUCGUGAAAGUCCCGCAGCAUGUUCAGAACUAUCAAGGAAACAUCAUAGGACAGCAAAAAAGUCUUCCAUUUCUUUAAACGAUAAUGAAAAUAAGCAAACCAAGCAAGUACAAGAUCCCCCGAUAUACACUAUUUCCAUAGGUGACAUUAUUAAAAAGUAUGCCAAUAAAGUUCAGGAAUCGCAAGGUCAAAAGCAAGGAAAUAACACGUUAUCAGAAUCUUUAUUAGACAAUCCUUCAUCCAGAGAACGAUUGAAACGAGAUGAAAAGGCUGAAGAUCAAGAAACCAUUUCAAAACUUAAACAAAUUCAUAAUCAACUUCAACAAGUAAUCACGCAAAGUAAAGGAGAUCCCUUGUUUGUGUUUAAAGAACAAGAAGAUUUGAUAGACUCAUUAAAAUCUCGUAUUUUACGAUUGGAAGAAUCUAUUGUUGUUCGAAAUCAAGAAAUUGAUGAUUUUAUUAAAACUAUUAAUGAAGAAAUCAAACGAUUUACUGGAACGAUCUAUAAAUUGGAAAAGAACCGUGAAGAUACAAAUAACGUCGAUUAUAAGUGUAUCGUAACGGGUUCAGAUCUCAAGGAUUUGAAUGCCGCCAAAGAAAAUUAUAGUAAAGGUUCCUUUUACCAUAGGCCAACAGAAACAGCCUCCAUUUCGAAAGAUCAAGAUCCCCCCACCUUUACAAUUACGAUGAACGACAUUAUUAAAAGAUAUUUUGCAAAAGUUAAAGAAUCAAAACAAAAGAAAAAUAUUGUACAUGAAUCCUCAGAAGUAGUUCCUACUUCUUCAGUCGAUACUUCAUUAAAAAGUUCCUUUGCUGUUACCCAAAGUGAAGGUGUAAUUGAAAAUUUGAAAAGUUUGAAGAAAGGUGAAAAAGUCGAGUAUGCGAAUGAUGCAAAAGAUGAAAUAACUCAUGUCCCCUCUAAUACUACCAAAUCUUCAAAUAUCGAACAGAUUCACACACAAAUUAAACAAAUUAUUACGCAAAAAGAAGCCAUUGGAAAUAAAAUUAGAUUAAAACACAUUCAAUCACUUGAAGAUUCUUUUACACGUGAUGAAUUAAUUCAAUAUUCAAAAACAAAUUAUUAUCAUUCUUUAAAUGAUAACAUCAAGCGAUUGUUCAAACAACUUCUUACUCAGGUUUUGGCAUCGGCAACUCAUGAUUCCACAAAAUCUUCAAAAUUCGAACAAAUUCAUACACGAAUUCAAAAUAUUAUUACGCAAAAAGAAGUCAUUGAUAGUAAAAUUAAGUUAAAACAUAUUAGACCUUUCAAAGAUUCCUUUACACGUGAUGAACUAAUUCGAUAUACAAAAACAACAAAUUUUAAUUCACUUAAUGAUAGAACCAAAAGAUUAUUCGUACUCUUUAUUCAAGAAUUAUCAUCGACUUCUACAAAUGAGAUUGAUGCUAUCAAAUUGGAAAAUCUUCACAAAAAGAUUAUUACAAUAGCAGAGACUAGGGGUAAAACGAUUAGUAAAGAUCAUCUCGAUUUUCUAAAAAAUCCCUCCGUCUUUAACUAUUUAAUUCAUUAUAAAAAAACUCAUCAUUUCGAUUCUUUAAGUGAUCUAAUUAAAAGUUUCAUUGAUUCCAUCAUUUAUGACGGAUUAAAAAAAGAAUUCAAUCGGGAAAAAAUAACGCUUUCACAAAAUUUAGAAGAAUACAUUAAGAGAGGUUUAAUACCACAAUUACCAACAGGUUACCAUAAUUAUGCCGAGUAUGAAAGGACAGGCAUGUUCUUUUGCUUAUCUAGGAAACAAAAAUCGAGAGUUAGAAAGUUGGUUGUGUUGGAAAAUAAAAUGGGCAAAGUAAUUUAG